Messenger RNA from Lodderomyces beijingensis, 1743 nucleotides. The record is from the annotation of a GenBank genome assembly. NCBI's taxonomy places the organism in Eukaryota, Fungi, Ascomycota, Pichiomycetes, Serinales, Debaryomycetaceae.
AUGACUACAAAUGGUGAGCCACUAGAUUUGACAACGAGUGUAAACUCGCUAUACAUGCUACUAUGCACUUCACUCUUACCGCUCGUCGUCAUUGGCGUUGCGUUAUUCUACUCCGGGUUAACGCAGAGACGCUCGGCACUCACCAUGUUCGCCGUGCCCAUCCUCACUUCGCCCAUGAUCAUCAUUGACUGGUUCAUCUGGGGCUAUUCGCUUUGCUUUUCCGAAGCUUCGAAUGAGUUCAUUGGCAAUCUCAACUAUGUCGUCUUGAGACAGAUCCAAGGUUCCUUCCUGCAAGAAUUCACCAAUACCAGAGGCAGCGUGUUGAUUAUCAACCAUUUCCUUUUCAACAUGCUCUUUAAGGUCAUAUGCUGUGCCUUGACUUUUCCCGGAUGCAUAGCUGAGCGCGGCAGGAUCAUGCCCAUGCUCUUGUUUGUCUUUGUUUGGUCGGUGAUCAUUUAUAACCCGGUGACGUAUUGGUUCUGGAGCGAGAAUGGAUGGCUUGCAAGGAUGCAUGUGUUGGAUUUCGCUGGUGGCAACUGUAUACAUAUCGUGUCGGGAUUCACGUGUCUCGCGUACUCGUACAUCUUGGGUCCUCGAAACCCCAAGCUUUUGAGUGAGUAUCGACAUUCAAAUACGGGGUAUAUCAUAGUGGGCACCUUUUUGGUGUUUUUCGGUUGGAUCGGGUUCAUGGCGGGCUGUGAUUUCCGGUUCUCGUACAAUUCGGUGUUUAUUAUGUUCAGCACCGUGUUGGCGGCGUGCUCGGGUGCCAUUGUUUGGACCGCGAUUGAUUAUAUGGUGUCUUCUGUGCCCUUGGGUGAUGGUGCUUUGUCUGAGUUGGAUUUGCCUAGCUCGCAGCUGGAUUCAGGCAAAGAAGGCGAUGUGGAAAAGACAGAGACAGAAACAAAAGCAAACACAACUGCUAAAACUGAAGCUGAAGCUUUGUUGAUUUAUGGAAAGCGGAAAUUUUCAAUGGUUUCGUUUUCGUCUGGGGUCAUGGCCGGUUUAGUUGCUUUCACACCGGGAGGAGGCUAUAUCACGUCCAAUAGCGAGUUCUGGAAACCAAUCGUGUUUGGAGUUGUCGGUGCCGCCGCUUGUAAUCUUGCCACGAGGCUCAAGUAUUACUUCCGCAUCGAUGAUGCAUUGGACAUUUUCGCCAUGCAUGGCGUCACAGGUAUCGUUGGGUCUUUGCUCACGGGGCUUUUUGCUAAUCAAUUAUACGACUCUCAAGGGGGAUGGAUCGUGAGGCAUUGGAAGCAAUUUGGGUAUCAGCUUUUGGGCGUGGUUGUCACCAGCGCCUAUGUAUUUGUGCUUUCGUGUGUGUUCUUGUACCUCAUCGACAUCAUCCCCGGUUUGCAUUUAAGGAUCGACAAAAACUACAACAGGAGGAACCGGGAAAAGAAGCAGCGGAUGCUAGUGAGGGACGAUGAAGUGGGAUUGCUGAUUUCUCCGAAACAACAACAACAACAACAACAACAACAACAGCAAAACCAACACUAUUUGGUAGAGUCCGAGGAGGUUGAUGUUUGGGAACAAAUGGAAUUGAACGGCUCGGAUGCUUAUGAGUUUACCGAUGAGUACAUGAUGGAUUUUAUUGAAUUUAUUAAAGUGUUGCGUCCGCUGGAUUACGAGGAAGAGGCUGAAGUCGAGGAUUUCCUACUGCCGAAGCCCAAUUACACAAGCGGCGUUCAUAGUGGAUAUCAACUUCAUUCAGGUCAUGACAGCAUCCUCCAGCGACGAGAAUAA